Alternaria burnsii is the source of this 789-nucleotide messenger RNA. Its product is annotated as dash subunit spc34. Gene Ontology annotation, biological process: attachment of spindle microtubules to kinetochore. The record is from RefSeq and is a predicted model, not a curated record. Lineage: Eukaryota; Fungi; Ascomycota; Dothideomycetes; Pleosporales; Pleosporaceae. Gene Ontology annotation, cellular component: spindle microtubule; DASH complex. The transcript has 3 exons. The coding region runs from base 1 to 789 and encodes 262 amino acids.
AUGACACUGUUAGAUGCGCAUCUAGAGCAAAUCUCGCUAUGCGCCGCGUCAAUCGCAGAGUUGCCGUUCGCCCCGCCCAAGAUCUUCACCAAUGCCUUGCUUCAAAACCAUGAUAUCACGAGCUUGAUCAGAGACACUGAAAUCCACGAACGCGCUCUAUUCUCCGUCCCUCCGCCGCCCGCAGCCCCUAAGCAUGCCGAACCAGCUCCAUCUACCAAUAGGCGCAAUACCAUCUUCAAUCCCAAUGGAGGCGGCGGCACAAGCACAUCUGGAGGCGGUGCAAAUGCUGUAAGAGCACCCAGGCGUAACACGGCUGUGGCUGCGGUGCUCGGCAAUGAGCUGGUGGAGAGGAUUCGACGAGGCGGCGGAGGAGGAGCAGGCUCAGGCCUAGGCUACAGAAUGUACAAUGGCAGCAACAAGAACGAAGUUGACGUUGAGUCCCUGCUGGAAGGUGCCGAGAAAUUGCUCCGGGUCUACCCCAUACCAGGGAUCCACGACAGAAUCGCAGCCAUGCGCCAACGGCAUGCACAGGUCGCAGCCUCGGUAGAAUACUACGAAGCACGCCUCGCCGAACAACAAACUCAGCUUGGCAAACUGAACCGGUCGCGAGGAGACUACAUGGACGAGGAUGUUGACGAGGUCGAAGAGGAGCUGGAGCCUGUUGCGGCGCCUAUGACGGAAGAAGAUCUAAGGCGAGAAGAAGAGGAGACGCGCCAACUUGAGAAAAAGAAGAAGGAACUCGAAGAUCGUGUUACCUCCAUGUCGAGAGACAUAUCUGGUCUGCGAUGA